AAUAAAUAUACUUUAAUUAAGUCAAUCCAAAGUCCACAAUCUCUCAUUCUGUUCUGGAUUCGGACCAAAUUUCAGAUGGCUCCACGCGGAACAAAAGAACAAAUAAAACACCAUAUUUAGUUAGUAAGAAUUGACCAAAUCAAACUCCAAAGUUCAAACCUUUAAUUAAUAAAAACCCCUUUCUACAGUUCUUCUUUCCCACAAAAAUCAAACGUUUUCAAAACCCAAAAAAAGUCCAACGUUUUUCAUACUAACAUUUCUCGAAAUGGUGAUGCCUCGUCAUCAUCAUCUCUUCUUCGUCAUCAUCUUGGCGCUUUCAUGUCUUCCGGCCAUACUCUCUGAUUUAUCAGCAGACAGAGCCGCCCUUCUCCGCCUUCAAGCCGCCGUCGGCGGCCGAACGCGUGGAUGGAACGCCUCCAGUCCAAACCCCUGCGUGUGGCAAGGGGUGAAUUGCAGCAACUCCACUAAUCGGGUCGUUGCCCUCCGUUUACCCGGGGCGGGUCUUUCCGGUCAGUUACCGGAGAAUACCAUCGGAAGUUUGACGGAGCUUCGAACCCUGAGUCUCCGGCACAACUCCCUUUCUGGGAACAUUCCGUCCGAUUUGGGCAACUGUUCUAAUCUACAGUACCUCUAUCUGCAUGAUAACGGAUUUUCAGGUCAGAUUCCACAAGGGUUCUUUCAGUUGAGGAAUCUUUUCCGUGUCAAUUUUGCUCAUAAUAAUCUUUCGGGAGUUAUAUCUCCGGAUUUCAACAAUUUGGGCAAUUUAAGAACUCUGUAUUUGGAAAGUAACCAGUUCAAUGGUCCACUUCCGGAGUUGAAUAGCUUGUCUAAUUUACGAGAAUUUAAUGUUUCGUUCAAUAAUUUGACGGGCUCAAUUCCUUCUAGAUUAAAAGACUUUUCUCCCCAAUCUUUUCUGGGAAAUUCACUUUGUGAUGGGCCUUUGAAUGCAUGCCCUGAUCUCGGGAGGAGUAAGAGUAAACUUUCCGGUGGAGCCAUAGCCGGAAUUGCAGUAGGAUCAUCUAUUGGGUUUAUCUUGGUUUUGUUAUUGAUUCUUUUCUUAUGGAGAAAAUUCGGAAAAGGUCGACCUUCCAGGCAGAAUGAUGAGCCAAAAAUACCUAAGAAGCUCCCUCAAAAUGAUUUCAGAAGUCCUAGGCCUCUCAUAGGAAGAGAUAAUUUAUAUAAUUACGGGCCAAAUAAGGCUUCAUCGGGUCCUCCGAGUGGAAGGGUUCAGCAAGGUGGUGACACCAGUAAUGGUAUUGGAAAUACUGACAUAGUAUUUGUUGGGAACAGAGUUGAAAAAUUCGGGUUGGAGGAACUGUUGAGAGCUUCUGCUGAGGUAUUAGGGAAGGGGAACAUUGGAACUACUUAUAAAGCUUAUGUUGACAUGGGCAAUGAAGUUGUUGUCAAAAGGGUUAAAAAUGUAUGCGUCUCUCAGCAGGAAUUUAUGGAAAGAAUUGAACAGUUAGGAGCUUUGAAGCAUGAGAACCUGGUGCCUAUUGUAGGAUACUUCUAUGGCAGGGAUGAGAAGCUUCUCCUCUUUGAAUCCAUGCCUAUGGGAAGCUUGCAUUCUCUCUUACAUGGAAUAAGAGAUGCAGACAGAACAUCCUUAACUUGGGUAGUUAGGAUCAGGAUAGCUUUGGGGACUGCUUCUGGUUUGGAGUAUAUACAUUCCCUUGGAUGGAAUAUAAGCCAUGGAAAUGUCAGGUCCUCCAACAUUCUCCUCAAACAGUACUAUGAUGCAUGUGUUUCUGAAUACUGCAUAUCAAAACUUGUUUCCCCAUUGCCAACUUCCAACUUGUUGGGAUACAAAGCACCAGAAGUGGUGGAUUCUCGGCAGGUGUCCCAGAAGGCAGAUGUCUACAGUUUUGGCGUGCUUAUUUUGGAAUUACUUACUGGUAAAGAACCCACAAAAGCUCUUGAAGAUGAAGGAAUUGACCUGCCUAAAUGGGCUAAAUCAGUUGUUCAAGAGAAAUGGACUAUUGAAGUCUUUGAUCCUGAGCUGCUAAAGCAUCAGGACGCUUCCGAGGAGCAAAUGGUGCAACUUUUACAUCUUGCGAUUUCGUGCACAUCCCAAUACCCUCACAAGAGACCAUCAAUGAAAGAUGUGACGACGCGCAUCAAAGAGAUUUCGGGUAUUUCAUUUUCCGAGUGAUAAAUUUUCCAUCAGAGCACAAGGAAGAAAGUCCGAUCAUAUUCACAUCUUUUGGAGAGUUUGAAGGAGACAGGUGAAUCGUCUACCAUUGAAUCCUCGUUUUGUAACUUCUGAAGAUCUUUGACUAGUAUAUUCUUUGAAUCACCUAACAAACAGUGUACGAAUUCCAGGCAGGUCCUCCGCUUCAAUUUGAUCAGUUGUAUGAAUUUUCUUCUUACGUUGAAGAUGUCCAUAUUUGCUCAGAGACUGAAGUCAUUUGCUGUAAAUUAUGAUUGAUCUAGUCCAGUGUUCUAUAUUCAUGAGAAAGACUUCAACAUAAUCACCAUUUGGAUGUCUUCUUAUCAAUAGCUCAUCAAUCUCUAUAAACCAGGAAAAGACUGUGUUUUGCGGCUUUUGCCAAAGAAUGUUACUCCCUCCAUCACAAAAUGAUUGACAUUAUGUAUUAAGAAUAAGCAUAAAAGUGCACAUCCAUCCGUUUUCGGCACAAUCUUUAGACCUUGGGGCAUAGUCGUUUCACCUUCAAAAUUACAUUAGCCGUUUACGUCUGUUGGUUAAUUAAAAUGAGGAGCAUAAGAGUUUUCUGGAAAAUCCACAGAUGACGAGACUACUCAAGUUAAUUUAGACUCCAAACUGCGACAAACAAAGGCUCAAUCAACAUCUAGAUUUGGAUUCUGUCUUGGCUUUCCAUUAUGUUAGAAAACUCUUUCUACUUACUAUCUCCUGAACUUCUCAGAAUAGAAGAGAGCAGAGAAACUGAGAAAGUAAUAUUGCGGCCAAAGUUUAAGCCAAACCACGCAACUGACUUUGCAUGCUUCCUGUCAAAUUUCAAGUUCUGGCACAAUUUCUGAUUGCUCAUUCUUCCAUCUUAAUCAUAUUUCAGGAUGUUUUUCUAUACAUGAUUCUAUGUGUUUUUU
Messenger RNA from Oldenlandia corymbosa var. corymbosa, 3066 nucleotides. The record is from the annotation of a GenBank genome assembly. NCBI's taxonomy places the organism in Eukaryota, Viridiplantae, Streptophyta, Magnoliopsida, Gentianales, Rubiaceae.